UUUUGUGACACUCUGGGUUCUGGCGAACAGAGGGACGGGGAACAGGUCCACUGCCCUUUGAUCCCCAGAGUCACCUCCCUUUUCUAUCCCAGCACCCCAGGCUUCUCCGGGGUUCACGGAUACCCAAAACGGAGCUCAUAAAACAUAUAGGACAAAAAGGGAAGUCCUGCAGACAGACCCUGUUUGGAUUAAUGAGCCAGUUCUUUCAACCGGAACAAUGACUGCUGAAUCCAGGAAAGCUGCAGAUUUGUCUCCUCAGGCUACCCGAGACACGGAAGGCAUAGUGAUAGUAAAAGUGGAGGAGGAAGAGGAAGACGAUGAAGAAGACCAUUUUCCAACAGAAAGAAGUAACAUGUUAUCACCCCAAUUUCCUAGUCGUUCCACAACUAUGAAUGAGAGAGCCUUGUUAUCAUCAUAUUUAGUGGCGUAUCGAGUAGCAAAAGAGAAAAUGGCUCACACAGCUGCUAAAAAAAUUAUUCUCCCAGCAUGUAUGGAUAUGGUACGUACCAUCUUUGACGAUAAAUCAGCUGACAAAUUAAGAACUAUACCUCUUAGUGAUAUUACAAUAUCUCGUCGAAUCUGUACUAUUGCAAAACAUUUAGAAACAAUGCUUAUGACACGGCUACAGUCUGGUAUCGAUUUUGCAAUCCAACUUGAUGAGAGCACUGAUACUGCAAGUGGUCCCACACUCUUGGUGUACGUCAGAUAUGUGUGGCAAGAUGAUUUUAUAGAAGAUCUGUUGUGCUGUUUAAAUUUAAGUUCACAGGUAACCGGAUUAGAUGUAUUCACUGAAUUAGAAAAGUGCGUUGUUGGUCAAUAUAAAUUAAACUGGAGAAACUGUAAAGGAAUCUCAAGUGAUGGAGCAGCAAAUAUGGCUGGGAAACAUAGCAGACUUCUUGAAAAAUUGUUAGAAGCCACCCGCAACAACGCUCUUCGGAAUCAUUGUUUUAUUCACCGAGAAGCUUUAGUAUCCAAAGAAAUUCCGCCAAGCCUAAUGGACGUAUUGAAAAAUGCAGUGAAAAUUGUUAAUUUUAGUAAAGGAAGCUCAAUGAAUAGCCGACUUCUUGAAAUAUUUUGUUCAGAGAUCGGCAAGACCCACACCCACUUACUGCUUCAUACAGAAGUUCGUUGGUUGUCUCAAGGAAAAGUAUUGAGCAGAGUAUAUGAACUCAGGCAUGAGAUUUACAUCUUUCUCAUUGAAAAGCAAUCUAAUUUGGCACAUAUUUUUGAAGAUGAUGUUUGGGUAACAAAAUUGUCAUAUUUAAGUGAUAUUUUUGGCAUUUUAAAUGAAUUAAGUUUGAAACUACAAGGGAAAAACAAUGAUAUAUUUCAGUAUCUUGAACACAUUUGAGGAUUCCAAAAGAUGUUAUUGUUGUGGCAAACUAGACUUAAAAGUAAUCAUCCUAGCUACUAUAUGUUCCCUACAUUGUUGCAACACAUUGAAGAGAACAUUAUUAAUGAAGAAUGCUUAAAGGAAAUAAAAUCAGAGAUAUUAAUACAUCUCACUUCUUUGUCUCAAACCUUUCAUCAUUACUUUCCAGACGAGAAAUUUGCAUCAUUAAAGGACAAUAUCUGGAUAAAAGAUCCAUUUGCUUUUCAAACCCCAGAAUCGAUCAUUGACUUAAACUUGGUGCCUGAAGAAGAGAAUGAAUUAUUGCAGCUCAGUUCGUCAUUCACGCUGAGGAAUUAUUAUAAGACAUUAAGUUUAUCAGCAUUCUGGAUUAAGAUUAAAGAGGAAUUUCCACUGCUAAGUAGAAAGAGUAUAUUGCUAUUAUUACCAUUCACAUCUACCUAUUUGUGUGAACUAGGAUUUUCGAUCUUGACACGAUUAAAAACAAAAAAAAGAAACAGGCUUAAUAGCGCACCUGACAUGCGUGUGGCCUUAUCUUCGUGUGUGCCUGACUGGAACGAACUGAUGAACAGGCAAGCACACCCAUCACAUUAAAUACAAUCUUUAUGAA
This is a messenger RNA of Cervus elaphus (red deer), 1961 nucleotides long. It is a transcript of the gene ZBED8L, whose product is annotated as family with sequence similarity 200 member A. NCBI's taxonomy places the organism in Eukaryota, Metazoa, Chordata, Mammalia, Artiodactyla, Cervidae. The record is from RefSeq and is a predicted model, not a curated record.